Messenger RNA from Ctenopharyngodon idella (grass carp), 3200 nucleotides. RefSeq names its product pyridoxal (pyridoxine, vitamin B6) kinase b (gene pdxkb). Gene Ontology annotation, cellular component: cytosol. The transcript has 11 exons. Bases 553 to 1473 code for a protein of 306 amino acids. The record is from RefSeq and is a predicted model, not a curated record. Gene Ontology annotation, molecular function: pyridoxal kinase activity. Gene Ontology annotation, biological process: pyridoxal 5'-phosphate salvage. Lineage: Eukaryota; Metazoa; Chordata; Actinopteri; Cypriniformes; Xenocyprididae.
GCGUCUCUCUGUUGAAGGACCCCAUUUCCGCAAUACUACAGACUUCGGUUUAUUUCGUUGAUACAUCGCUGUAUAACAUGUCAUCUCUUAAGGAGUGCACAAACUACGUUGUUUUUCACAAAUAAGUGAAAGAUACGUGAAGUAUAUAUAUUUAACUGCCAUAUAAAUUCAGCAUGUGCUAAUACUCAUAAAUCCCAAUGCAAUCAGGAUUUUCGUUGGUUUAUGUGAUGGAUUUAUGUAAAUUUAAUCCGCCACCUCUUCUCUAUCUGAACGCAUGAUAAAUAUAGCCUAGGGUUCUACUGAUAGCGGGCACGAGCGUCGUCGUGAUGUCAGUGAAUUUUAGGUGCCCCCUCUGGAUGCCUGAGUAGUUGCGCUCGCCAAUGAGCGUCUCCAGUGUGAAUGUCCUUCAUUUCUCUGUCUGGUUAGUGAACUUGCCAUCACGGAUCCUAAUUUGGAUUUUUAAAAGGGAAGAAAAGCGCCUCUCCGGUUCGCCGUUGCCCCUCAAUCGCGUGACAUUCUGGAGCGAUUAAAACAACUUUAACUGCGCGCGACAUGGAAUGCCGAGUGCUGUCGAUUCAGAGUCAUGUCGUGAGAGGAUACGUGGGGAAUAAAUCUGCAUCCUUUCCGUUACAGGUCAUGGGGUUUGAGGUGGACUCGAUCAACUCUGUUCAGUUCUCUAAUCACACAGGUUACUCUCACUGGAAGGGACAAGUCUUGACUGCAGAUGAGCUUCACGUGCUGUAUGAAGGGAUCAAACUGAACAACGUCAACCACUACGACUAUGUACUUACAGGUUACACUAGAGAUACAUCAUUUCUGGAGAUGGUGGUUGAUAUUGUACAAGAGCUGAAGAGGGCCAAUCCUAACCUCGUAUAUGUUUGUGACCCUGUCUUAGGUGACCAUGGUUCAAUGUAUGUUCCUCAGAAUCUCCAUCCUGUGUACAAGAAUAAAGUGGUACCUGUGGCCGAUAUCAUCACACCCAACCAGUUUGAGGCAGAGUUAUUGACAGGGAAGAAUAUCAGCACAGAGAAAGAUGCUGUUGAGGUGAUGGACCUGCUGCAUAAGAUGGGUCCAGAUACUGUGGUCAUCACCAGCUCUGAUCUGCCCCCUCGUCUCGGAGACAGAUUCCUGGUGUCUCUUGGCAGUCAGCGCAUUUUGAUGCCGGACGGUACAAGGAAGACUCAGCGGAUCCGAAUAGAGGUGCCGAAAGUGGAUGCGGUGUUUGUAGGGACCGGUGAUCUAUUUGCUGCUAUGCUGUUGGCCUGGACUCACCAUUACCCAACAGACCUGAAGACUGCAUGUGAGAAGACUUUCUCCGUCAUGCACCAUGUCAUUCAGAGGACUAUAUCUUAUGCCCAUGAAAUGGCAGGUCCUGGUAGAAGACCCAGCCCGGCUCAGCUUGAGUUACGGAUGGUCCAGAGUAAAGCGGACAUAGAGGAUCCAGCCAUAGUCAUGGAGGCGACGGUUCUAUAGAGCCGCCACAUGCCACAUCUCAUCCACACAUCUCACCCUCCGCUCACAACUGCACAAUGUAUAGAUGUUGUACAUUUUGAUAUGUAAUGUGACAUUGCCUUAGAAUCUCAGCCAGAGCACAACAGUUCCAUUCUCAAGAGAUUCAGCAGGGUACAGCCAAACAGGCGAGAGGGGGAGAGCGAUCGCUUGUGCUCCGAGAGAGUAUAACGCAGAGAAAAGAGGAGUGAAGAAAAGAAUGGGAGAUCGCCCUCUCAUUCGCACUCUUGCAAUCUUCACCAUCUCUGUCUCUCUCUCUCUUUCUCUCAAAGCUCCUCAAGAACUCCGGUUCGUCCUGCACAUAAAGCCCGGUCACUGACAUUUCCAGACCAGGUCAGUUAUGUACCUAAACUGCCAUCGAUCUAGUGAGGACCAAUUUAAAAAAAUGACGUUAAUAUAAAUGUGACGCUUUCUACACUCUAGGAUUUUGAGUCAGAGCUGUUUAGUAACAAACAUAGAAAACAAAACCUAGAUGGUUGAGUCUCACAAAAACUCUCAAGAAAUGCCUGGGUCAUAUUUUUGCUCAAAAUCAAAAGGUAAAAAUAAGAUUAUAUUUAUUGCAUAAAAGAAAAAGAAGGCUAUUAUUAGGACCAUUACAUUUUUGUGCAUUAUGCUAUUAGUUUUAUGUCAGUUAAGUGUAAUAAUAAUAAUAAUAAAUUAUAUUAUUUUUAUAUUAUAAUAUUAUUAUAUUAUUCAGUUAAGUGCGUUUUUCAAUUCUCAGUAGCUUACUGUAAUGUGAAAAAAAUAUCAUUCUCAUUUUCAAAUCAUUCUCAAAUCUCAUUUUUAUUAUUUGCUUUUUUAUUUAUUAUUAUUUUGUAUGUUUUAUUUUUUGUUUUUAAUAUUGUGGCCAGACAAUAUUAUUUUCAUGACUGUAUUACAUUUUUUCAGGGAUAACAUGAUUAUUUGUCACAGUACAAACAAUGCUGGUCCUAAAAAUAGAUUUUCUUUAUGCAAAAUUUAAUUCUGUAUUUUUGUCUUUUGAGAAUUACCCAGAAAGCUUGGUGUUUUGCUCGUUGUGGUUCUUGAUAAAAUAUCUGUAUCUGGAAAAGGUAUGUUGUGGCCAAACUCAAAAAGUAAGUUGUUCAAUGUGUAUUACAGACCCAAAGCAUUUGUGUGAGAGUCCAACUUGUGUUUAAAUGUGUAUUUUAUUUUUUUUGUGACUAUUUUCUCCCAAAAAGGGAGUUUUUAUUGAAGAGAUGCGCUGCUGUAUUUUGUGACUUGAUGUUGAUGUUUUUGGUGAGAUGUACUGUAAUAAUUUUGGGCCUUGCUCAUGUGUAUGAUUUAAUUCUCCAUUGAUUCCAUUGAUUUCAAUUUCCAUUGAGCAUUUAUAAAUCCGGAAGUUCUAACAUUUCACUUCAUGUUUGUUUGUCAAUUUAACUAACAUUAUCAUCUCAUUUGCUUUGAACUGAUUGUAUUUGCAUUGAUAAUCUACUUGUUUGUACAGGCAGAAGAGACUUUAAAAGUAGUUUUAUCUUUUUAUUUGAUAGUAUUUUCAUAUCUUAAAAGGAAAAGACUUGUAUGAAGUCUGAAGUACUGGGGAAACGUUUUAAAAUGCCUUGAUUAAAAGUAGUUCUGUAUGUGUGCUGGUCUGGUGAUCUGCACCAGGUUCUCUCUCACUGUGCCAGAGAACAUGGUGUCUCUUGGUUACAAUGCUGUGAAAGAUAAUAAAGGCAGAUGAGUUGUACAUUUAA